Molecule: messenger RNA, 615 nt
Organism: Salvia splendens (bonfire salvia)
Lineage: Eukaryota; Viridiplantae; Streptophyta; Magnoliopsida; Lamiales; Lamiaceae
Product: LRR receptor-like serine/threonine-protein kinase SIK1
Exons: 4
Coding region: 1-615 (204 amino acids)
Molecular function (GO): protein binding
Source: RefSeq, a predicted model, not a curated record
AUGGGCCAUGUCGGAAGCAUCCCACCAGAAAUCGCAAAUCUUUCUUCUCUCGUUUCUUUAGACAUGAACGACAACUCAUUUCACGGCCCUCUUCCCGCUCAAGAUUCUUCGUGUUUCUUACAACGAGAUGUAUGGGAAAUACCAUCGAGUUUGGAGCAGUGUUCGCAGCUCGAGUUUCUUUCUUUGUACAACAACAAGUUUGAUGGAAUAGUGCCAAGGGAACUUGGGAACUUGACCAAGCUUCAAAUAUUGGACAUUGGUGCAAAUAAGUUGACAGGUGAUAUUCCAGAAGAUAUUGGUCGUCUAACUAAGUUACAAGGUUUAGGGUGCGAAAAAAAAAAAACUAAGUUACAAGGUUUGAGGUUGAAGUCCAACAAAUUAAAAGGUCCAUUGCCAGCAACUCUUUUCAGCAUGCCAUCCUUGCAAUAUGCUGACUUUUCUUACAAUGAACUAAGUGGACCAUUAUCACCACAAAUUGGAAACAUGACAUCCCUUUUCAGAAUAGACCUUGAAUCCAACCAUUUCAGUGGUACUAUCCCAAAGGAGAUUGGUCGUCUUCCUAAUUUCGAGCGAUUGAGCAUGUCUGGAAAUCAGAGUUUUCGACUACGUUUAUGA